AAACGAGAUGAAGAAAGCAAGUGGAGUCAGCGAGUCCACUGACACAUUCACCCUGGAGCCCAGCUUAGAGAAUGCAGGGCUAAAGCUUACGGAAGAAGGAGCAAGUCCUGAGGAAACCAAAAGGACUGAAGUAGAGGGACACAGCCUUCAGGAUGACCUAGGGCCUCCCCAUCAUCUGAGGAGAAAUCUACAGCCUUUUGUUAAGGCAAGAAGUUUAUGGGAAAGACAUGCCAGCUUGUUCAAGAAGAUCAUGUUGGGCCUGUUGUGUGUUGCUUAUGCUGCUUACUUCCUGGCAGCUUGCAUCCUGGAUUUCCAGAGGGCACUGGCGUUGUUUGUCAUCACAUGCUUAGUAAUAUUUGUCCUGGUUUCUCACUAUCUAAAAAAGUUCUUUGGCAAAAAAUUAAUAAGCUAUCUGGAGCCCUUUAGAAACCCUCGCCUGAGACACUGGAUGAAAUGGGGGUUCUCAGGACUCUCGGUUGUGGGCCUCAUCCUGUGGUUGGCUCUCGACACAGCUCAAAGGCCGGAACAGCUGAUCUCCUUUGCAGGAAUUUGUAUGUUCAUCCUCAUCCUGUUUGCCUGCUCCAAACACCACAGUGCAGUGUCCUGGAGAACGGUGUUUUGGGGCUUGGGUCUUCAGUUUGUCUUUGGGAUCGUGGUCAUCAGAACAGAUCCUGGAUUUAGUGCAUUUCAGUGGCUGGGGGAACAGAUCCAGAUUUUCCUGAACUACACUGUGGCUGGUUCCAGUUUUGUCUUCGGGGAGGAGCUGAUCCAAAAUGUCUUUGCUUUUCAGUCCUUACCAAUCAUCCUUUUCUUUGGAUGUGUGAUGUCCAUUCUGUAUUAUCUGGGCCUCGUGCAGUGGGUAAUUCAGAAGAUUACCUGGGUUUUGCAAGUCACCAUGGGAACCACUGCCACAGAGACCCUGGCUGUAGCAGGGAACAUCUUUGUAGGGAUGACAGAUGCGCCUCUACUCAUCCGUCCCUACCUUGCAGACAUGACUCUUUCUGAAAUCCAUGCAGUGAUGACUGGAGGCUUUGCCACCAUUGCAGGCACUGUGUUGGGAGCCUUCAUAUCCUUCGGGAUCGAUGCAUCAUCCUUGAUUUCUGCCUCUGUGAUGGCUGCCCCUUGUGCUCUCGCCUUGUCUAAGUUAGUCUAUCCAGAAGUAGAAGAGUCCAAGUUCAAGAGUAAAGAGGGAGUGAAACUGCUUCGUGGGAAGGAGAAGAAUAUCUUGGAAGCUGCCAGUAAUGGAGCCACAGAUGCCAUAGCUCUUGUUGCUAAUGUAGCAGGAAAUUUGAUUGCCUUUUUGGCUGUUUUGGCCUUCAUCAAUGCUACUCUCUCCUGGCUGGGAGAGCUGGUGAAUAUACAUGGGCUCACCUUCCAGGUCAUCUGUUCCUAUGUCCUAAGGCCCAUGGUUUUUAUGAUGGGUGUAGAAUGGGCAGACUGUCCAGUGGUGGCUGAAAUAGUGGGAAUCAAAUUCUUCAUAAAUGAAUUUGUGGCCUACCAGCAACUAUCUCAAUAUAAGAACAGACGUCUAUCUGGAGUAGAAGAAUGGAUCGAGGGCGAGAAACAGUGGAUUUCUGUGAGAGCUGAAAUCAUUACAACAUUUGCACUCUGUGGAUUUGCCAAUCUUAGUUCCAUAGGAAUCACACUGGGAGGCUUGACAUCCAUUGCACCCCAGCGGAAGAGUGACUUUUCUAAGGUUGUGGUCAGGGCCCUCUUCACAGGAGCCUGUGUAUCACUUAUCAGUGCCUGUAUGGCAGGAAUCCUCUAUGUCCCGAGGGGAGCUGAAACUGACUGUGUCUCCUUCCUGAACACAAGUUUCGUCAACAGAACGUAUGAAACCUAUGUGUGUUGUAAAGAGCUCUUUCAGAGUACUUCUCUGAAUGGCACCAACCUACCCUCUUUCUCGGGCCCCUGGGAAGACAAGGAAUUCAGUGCCAUGGCCCUUACUAACUGCUGUGACCUCUACACCAAUGCUGUCUGUGCCUAAGACUAGUUGGUCCAUUUUCAUAGUAAUACCGAUCUUAACAGUUCUUUGAUGGCAAAGACAUUUGUAUACACGGGAUUCCCGUUCUGUUAGAACUCUUUAAGAUUUAUAAAAGCAAAUGUAAAAGAUUGAUUUUUGAGUCACCAUA
Messenger RNA from Perognathus longimembris pacificus (Pacific pocket mouse), 2132 nucleotides. RefSeq names its product solute carrier family 28 member 2 (gene Slc28a2). The transcript has 17 exons. The record is from RefSeq and is a predicted model, not a curated record. Gene Ontology annotation, biological process: retina homeostasis; nucleoside transmembrane transport. Bases 8 to 1987 code for a protein of 659 amino acids. Gene Ontology annotation, cellular component: membrane. Gene Ontology annotation, molecular function: purine nucleoside transmembrane transporter activity; nucleoside:sodium symporter activity. Lineage: Eukaryota; Metazoa; Chordata; Mammalia; Rodentia; Heteromyidae.